This is a messenger RNA of Prunus avium (sweet cherry), 1503 nucleotides long. Its product is annotated as UPF0481 protein At3g47200-like. The record is from RefSeq and is a predicted model, not a curated record. Lineage: Eukaryota; Viridiplantae; Streptophyta; Magnoliopsida; Rosales; Rosaceae.
AUGGCUGAUUUCACUUCAGCUAAUAAACUGAGCAUUAAAAUGCUUGAUUCUGUGGAGCAGGGAGUUGAUAAACUGAGGGACGCAGAAAGUAGACUUCCAACUCCCUAUGGCAAUGACAAUUCAGCUACAAGCAGCUCAAAAUCAAAGAUCCAAAGUGUUCCUAGAAUUCUCCGAAGUCACAGUAAUUUGGUGAAAUGCUUUGAGCCAAGGGUACUAGCAAUGGGUCCGAUCCAUCAUGGUAAGUGCAAGGAAGCAGAGGAACUCAAAUACACUUUGGCAGCAGACUUUAUCAAGGAUUGCGGCUGCACAUAUAAUCAUUUGUACGAGACGAUUCAAGAAAACAUCCUUGAAAUAAAGGACUGCUACGACAGUGAAACAAAAAAGUGCUACGAUGAUGAUGAGGCACUCGCCUGGAUGUUGUUCAUAGAUGGAUGUUCAACCUUGCAAUUCAUACACAAAUAUGAUUGCUUGGAAGAGUUUGGGAUGAACGCAACCCAAGUGGCCUUUGCACGGCUGGACUUGUUCUUGCUAGAGAACCAACUCCCUUAUCAAGUCCUCAAGUUGUUGAUGUGGUCAAGCAGAAAAGAAGAUGAGCUGCACAGAAAUAUGGAGCAUUUUGCUCAAACGCAGAUUGCUGCAGCAGAAAAGCCAGUGAGGCCGUUGCGAAGCACAGAGUUUGAGUCAUUGUUAGAUUUCGUUGACAAAAAAGAGAAGGAAAUCAAGAAGCAUAUCGCUGACAAAAAAGAGAAGGAAAUGGCGAAGCAUUUUGUUGACAAAAAAGAGAAGGAAAUCACGAAGCAUUUUGUUGACAAAAAAGAGAAGGAAAUCAAGAUUAUGCUACGAGGACGUCGUUGGGAGCUGAAAUGCACUCAUCUUCUUGAUUUUCUUCGGAACGAAAUGCUAGGUCCGUCAGGAGAGCUUAGCUAUCAUGGUGGCAAAGAAGACUGUUCACCAUCGUUUCGCAAUGCGCAGGAGCUUAAGGCAGCCGGGGUCCAUUUUAGGCGUAGCAAAACUAGCUCCUUGAAGGACGUAUCUUUUACUUCUCAAUGGUUUUCAGGCUUUCUUAGUCUUCCUCCCAUAAACGAAGACGCAAUGUCUUUGUUCUUGAAUUUGAUAGCCUACGAAAUGUGUCCUGAUUUCCGAAAUGAUUUUGCGGUCACCUCUUACUUCGGCUUCCUCAGUUCACUCAUUGCUCAUCCCAAAGAUGCUAAGCAGCUAAGGUCAGCCCGCAUACUUUGCAACUUGCGUGGGAGCGACGAAGCCCUCGCUGACCUCUUUCACGAGAUAGGCCCAGAUUUGGUGCUUGCCCAUCCUAUGUACAAGUCUAUUAAUGCCAAAUUAGAGCAACACUACAAAACCAAGUGGAAGGCAUGGUUCGCUCAAUUCUUCGAAGAUCAUUUCAGUAGCCCCUGGGCCAUGCUUGCUUUCAUUGGAGCUCUAAUAGCACUCAUCUUAAGCGGCAUCCAAACUUGGUACGCAGUCCUCAGUUUUUAUCAGAAAUAG